ACGUGACGCAAGCAUUACCUUAAGGUCACGUGCUCUUGGUCUGGUGGGCUUUUUCACUGUUGUAGCUGUUCUCAUCUCUUCAGGCAGUCUUGAGGCAAGCACCGACAACAAAGAAAAGUUGUAGAUGGCGCGGCAGUGGAUUCUGCUCACAGCGUUGGUGUGUCUCACGCUCCACGGUUCCCUUACAGGAGGGCAAGGGGGGUACAGCUACCUGGACGGGCCCUCCUUUAAAGUAGACCUGGCACCUGGAUCAUAUGAUGGUGUCUACGACAGGGAGGAUGAGGGAAGAAUAGGAGGGGGUUACCAAUGCUACAAACCUCCUGAAUCAUACAAAUACAAUAUAUCAGAACUGUCUUACUUCUAUCCCAGAGAUGAUAUAUACCUAGAACUACACGAACGCAAGGACGUUCUGGAACAAAUCUUCAAAGAUGGGGUCCCCGCCACCAGCCCGGCCACAGAAAAAGAUAUUCUCCACAACAUUUUGGAUAAAGACCUGCAGUCCAACGUCGGAGAAGCCGUUAGUGUAGACCCCGUUGGUGGUUGCAUUGGCUACACCCUCCUUCUUCGCAGCUUUGAUGCUUAUGGCGGUCAUUGCUGGCUAGUCUACCCCCUUCAUCAAGCCAUCCGCUUCGUUUCUUGUGGCCAUUCACAGUGUAAGGGGCAUAACGCGUACGCUGGUUACCGCCCUUGCAUACCGGAAGACGUGCCGCGCGAGAUGUGGGUGUACUGUGACGUACUGGAGCCUGGGAGGCGCAUCGUGAAGACAACCAUCCCGGUGCCAGUGUCGUGCAAGUGUCUGGCGUAUGACUGCUGACCCAGUGUAAACACCAGAUAUUCAUACACCAAAACGUCCUACCUUUGAGUAUGUUACACUUGUGUCAAAUAUUCCCUGAGGAUUACAACAUUCCAGAAGCGGGUAACACUGGGUACGGUUUCAUUCGGUCUCGAGGGAGAUGGUGAACAUAUAUUUUUCCGUUAAAUUUAAAUGUGCGUGCUGUAAUAAUGCUGUACGUCUGUGAGCAGUGGUCCUUGGCGUUUCUAUUGAAUCAAUGCACUUUUGAGAUGCGUGUGAAAAGCAGUAGAACGCAGACAACAGAGAAAAUAAACAAGU
Messenger RNA from Pomacea canaliculata, 1111 nucleotides. RefSeq lists its product as uncharacterized. The transcript is spliced from 6 exons. The record is from RefSeq and is a predicted model, not a curated record. Lineage: Eukaryota; Metazoa; Mollusca; Gastropoda; Architaenioglossa; Ampullariidae. The coding region runs from base 125 to 814 and encodes 229 amino acids.